GAUGAUAAACUUAAAAUCCUCAAACGUUCCUCUCGAUUGAUUCACUACUGCGCAUGCCCGUUGCUAUUCCAUCCUGAUUGGAGGAAAAAAUUACAGAACAAAUCGAACCAAGAAUCGACUGAAGAACCAAGUCUAGAAGCAGAGCAGGAUUCUAUAACAGACGAACCCGAAGAAAGCUGGCACAAAGAUCUUCGCUCUGCGUUUAUGCAACAGUAUAUCCAGUUUAUGCAGUCCUUGCAGUUCGUUGUGGUGCAGACUAGGCCUCAGUCACCUAAACCUGCCAAAGGUUUUAGUUCCAAGAAGCUUUCUCGUCGUGCUGGUCAUUCUAAAACCAAGAACAACGCACCAGCUGAUUACAAGAAGCAGCCCCUGUCUCGCACCAGCUCCGACAACCAUCGUGUUUUUCAUCAAUUCCUACAGAAAACUUCGUUUGGUGGAAUUAUGCUGAUGGAACUGCUCUUUCAGGGCUUGUACUUCUAUGUUCGUCUGUAUUCCAUCGACUGUUCUCGCAUCCCAUCAGGAAAGAACGUCGGUCCUCACAUUAUCCGUAUAUUCCAUGAGGAUUGCUCUCAUUACAAAGACUACGUCCAUUUAUUAUCGUUUAACUAUGACUUCCACCUUCGUCAAGCCCAGUCAUACCUGAGUGGACUGCAGAUGAUCUUUCACGAGGGCUACAGAAUCAUGGAUCUCCUUGCUGAAAUUCUCCGAAGACACCCUGAUUAUCCAGGGUUUGCAAGAAACCAUAUAUGCAAAGGUGAAAUCGCUGUGCCCUGUGAACCGAUCAUCACUUCAACCAACGUCUUCAAGUACAUCGUCAAACAUUCUACAGAAUACGACUUCAGCACGAUCAAAAUCAACACAGUGGUCCCAGGGGAAGUAAGCUCCAUUCUUCUAGGAUCAGACCAGAUCCUCACAUCAAGCCGUCACGCUGACAACACUCUAUAUACCCAUCUACGGGAUAAUAAAGAAUAUGAUAUAACAUUAGCUGUCACUCUCAAGAACUCCUUCGAAAGCAGUGUCAUUAAUAUGGAGUACUAUAUUCUAAUGACCAGUCGAAGAGAGCUGUUUCCAAAGCUGUCACUCAGUCAUGUGGCAACUGCUACACAGGUGGAGGAGACAGGCAAUCUUCAGCACAAAGGUUCGCGCGUAAGAUUUGCUCAAAAUGUCUCAACUGCACCAAACAAGAAUGUAAAACGCUCACCAGAACGUAAAGGCAAACCACUUUUAACAGAAGCUGAGAUUCAGUCGUUCCACCGGUCAGCGUCCUCUCCCCACUCUCUUAACAAGAUGGUACUAGAAAUCGCCAAUUCUUCCAUGUUCCAGUCUCACUCAGAGGAAAAUAUCGCCAAAAAGAGCUUGUCUGCCAGACCUCAUUUGUACUCGUCUGGUGCAAUAAGCAGCCUUGAUGGAAGAACAACUCGGGAAAUAGCUCUUCUCAACGAGUCAUCACAAAAAGCGCAUGAUCUUCUACUACAUGUAGUAUGUCAAGCCCAGACCCACUGUAAGCGCGACCUACUUUGGUACAGGCUGCUAAGUGGAGGGACUGGGGAAGAUGAUAAAGAAAGGAAGAAGACCAGAGAGAAGAGUGAGCAUAGAAAGCCAAUACCUGACCUGGCGGAGCAGUGGAGCUCUAGGGUUGACGUUGAGGAGUUUCAAACAGAGGGAUCAACAUCACGUCGUCUGACUAUCGACGAGUUCAAACAUCUACUUUCUAUCGUGAUUUGUAAGUCACUAAACCAAUGUGACUACGAGCUCGUUCCUUUGCUUUCGAUGAAUGUCGUCUGGUAUCUCAACCUUUUUAGGGUUUUGAUAGCGAAGUUCUCUUAUCUUCAUCGUUUGUUCUCUGAUGAUGACGGUCUUCACUAUCUUGUCUUACUCAAUCCAAACGACCUUGACAUGUUCAUACUCGUAUUUGUCGAUGAGAGCACCAGUAAAACGGAUAUCCAAAUAGUUUUCCGUAGCGACGUCGGUAGUGACAAGAACGAUGAGUUACGUCACCUGCAAAAACCAAUCAGAGAUCACAUCUACAGUGUUCUAAAUGCUGUUUGCUUCCACAUGUGGGGUUCUUUGCUACCUCAAUAGAACACUACAUCAUCGGUUACCUAGCAACCUGUAACCAUAGUGACGACGACGAAGAAGUCCGAUGCCUGCAUAAAUAAAUACACAUCCUUUCCAUCUUGUGCCUAAUGUUUUUCCCAUUUCAGACCACGUAUCCUUUCCUUUGAGAAUAAGUCAUUUUGUGACUCAUGAAUAUUAUAAAUACUAGUAAUGAAAAAUAAUGAUCAAGGACACAUGGUAGGAAAAGGGAAAAAUACGGUACGUUUAUACGAUUAACGUAGGCAUUAAUGCUGUUACAAUGUGUUGCCUAGCAACAAGUAUAAUUGCCUUAGCAACCAUGAGAACUGAAUUUUAUAGCCAAUUGACUCCUUAAUUUUUGAGAGAUAAUUUCAAAGAAAUAUUGCAAUAUAUGAAUAACAAAUGCAUAACAGAUUUGAUGAUAAACUAGUAAAAAUCAGAGCGCAAAAAAUAAAUUCAAUAGUUCAAGAGAUUGAAGGUUAAGUAAAACAAUGAAAUUCGUAAAUUUGAAAAAUUGCACAUAGAAUGGAAUGUAAAGGCUAGCUUGUUGACACGAUUCUCUGUACAUUGUUGGAUUCAUUGUUACAACCCCACUCCUAAUGGCCUUCUGUUUUACAGAAAUAACUGUGGCCAGUUGUCACAACUAUCUAAAAUUGAUAAAUGAAUCGCAAUCAUC
Molecule: messenger RNA, 2752 nt
Organism: Actinia tenebrosa (Australian red waratah sea anemone)
Lineage: Eukaryota; Metazoa; Cnidaria; Anthozoa; Actiniaria; Actiniidae
Product: KICSTOR complex protein SZT2
Cellular component (GO): peroxisome
Source: RefSeq, a predicted model, not a curated record